Molecule: messenger RNA, 3084 nt
Organism: Zootoca vivipara (common lizard)
Lineage: Eukaryota; Metazoa; Chordata; Lepidosauria; Squamata; Lacertidae
Gene: DIPK2B
Product: divergent protein kinase domain 2B
Source: RefSeq, a predicted model, not a curated record
GUUAUCUGCAUCCUCAUGUAUUUCCUUGUGCCCACCCCAGUCCAUGCUCCUUCCCACCGAACCUCUGAAGCCACCAACCAGCUGGCAAGAUAAGAGAGCUCAAAGUCUCUUGGGCCAAAACUCUCCAGUUGAAUAAAAUGUUGUUCAGUCGAAAUCGGAGACCAUCAGAAGCUAGGUUAGGAGUAGCAGAUGAGUAGCAAUGAGGCCUUGGCUGCAUCGCCUUUGCUCUAAAUGUGUGGUCAAGCUGUUGCCUCUUCUGUGCUUGAGUCUGAACUGCGGCACUUUCUUAGCAGCAACCGUUUCCCCAUCUGCAGGUCCCCGGGUCAAACUCAGCUACAGUUUUGGCCGAACUUUUUUGGGACUUGAUAAAUGCAAUGUCUGCAUUGGAACAUCCAUUUGCAAGAAGUUCUUUAAAGAAGAAAUAAGGUUUGACAGCUGGCUUUCUUCCAGUUUAAAACUCCCUCCCAGCUACCUCUCCUACUACUCUGGGAACUACUCAGAUGACACCAUAAGUUGGCGGCCAGUGGAUCUCUCCAGAUUAACCACAAAAUACCAGCACGACCAAGCAGACAAGAGGAUUUGCACUUUUCUUACCCACACAAAAAGCUGCAGCAUCGAGCGAGUCUUGUGGAAAACAGAGAGAUUCCAGAAAUGGCUAAAAACAAAACGCCUCACCCCUAACCUGGUCCAGGGUCUGAGUACACCGAUGCUUCGCUGCCCUUCACAACGGCUGUUGGACCGAAUAGUGCGGCGAUAUGCUGAAGUGGUAGAUGCUGGUAGUGUCUACAUGGACCAUUUCACCGACCGGGAUAAAUUGCGCCUCCUCUACACACUCUCAGUUAAUGCACAUCCCAUCAUGUUACAGAUUUUCCCUGGAGCAGAAGGGUGGCCAUUUCCAAAAUACUUGGGGUCCUGCGGGCGGCUGAUUGUCACUACCAGCACCAGACCUUUGAAGGAAUUCUUUGGCUUGUCUUCUGACGUGGCAGCAGACCUAGCUCUCCAGCUCCUUGCUAUCAUCAAUUCCAUGAGGAACAAUGACCUGAACUACUUACUCUACUUUACCCAUGUCGAUGCUGGCACAUUUGGCGUUUUCAACAAUGGACAUCUGUUUAUCCGGGAUGCCAGCACACUGGGAGUCAUUGACAAGCAGGAAGGCAAGCGGUUGAUGGACGGACGACAGGAAGAUAAGGACAUAUUCAGCUGCCUGGUUACAGACUGCCAGUCUGAGAUUCCCUCCUGUAACUCCGUCAAGGAUACACAAAGCCUCAUCAUGGUUUGCGAGGAACUUUUGCCUAAACUCUUAAAGGAAAAAUUUCUGCCUCCUAUCCAGGAGAAGAUUGACAGAGCUCUGAGCAGGUGUUCAGACAGAUUUCUAACCGACCAAGAAGUCAUCAGGGCAGCUCAGGUGCUGGAAGAGAUUUUGAAACCUCUGCAGACUUGUGAUCCUCGUUUUGCCUACCGCUAUCCCGAUUGCAAAUACAGAGAUAAACCCUAAAAGGAAAUCUUGCUGUCACUUACCUACUUCUUCUACCUUUGAAGUCAAAAGAAUAGAAUCAUCCAGGAAAUCCCCCAGUGGGAGGCAAACACUGAUUUUGCCACCAUUAGACAUUCACUUUGCCAUGAUGAAACUCAGUGGUCCUGUUGACGUUGCUCUUCAAAGGCUCACAGCACCUCUAUGAGCUCCUUCUUAUCAGCCACCACAUUCUAACUUCUCACAUUUACCUUGCUUUUACAAAUGCCUUCAGCAAGAUCAAUGCAAAUCUCACAAGCUUGUUGUUUAAGAGCAUGCUAAAGAUGAACCAAGCCAUUGUUACAAUGGUGACUUUCUUUCUAGGAAGCUGCUCUCUAUGGCUGCACAGACUUUGCUGACUACUUGUAGGUGAUGGAAUCAAUUGUCCCUUUCAGGACGACAUAGACAUCCCUGCCCCGUUGCAGAUCACUCUUCCCCCUCCUCCACUUUUGUUGGAUAUGUGAAACACACAUGGAUAGCUCCAUCUUUCCAAGCUGCAAGCUUUCUGCUCCUCGUUCCCUUUCCUUCUGGGCUGAGUCAGGGAAGGCAGGGAGAGUAUAAGUUGCCAGGGGCACACAUGUCCCCACUAGCAAACUGCCUGUGCUUUACCUUCUUCCAUUAUAUGUGCUUGAAAUCUUGCCUUUCUUUAUUCUAUCUUCAUACCCAGAGCCAUAUUUUUUUGUUCCUAUGACAAAUGAGCCAAGAUCCUGUGGAGAGACACAGAACAUUAACUGAAGGGGUUGCCCACUCACAGCAGGAGUGGGAAGGAACUUUUGCUGACACCUCUGCUCUUCUAGAAAGAUAGAUAAAGACCACAACCAAUGUAAUGGGUUACUAUUGAUUUAAUGUGAGAUGGGAUGAUAACAAGAGGCUCUUGCCCAGAAGGACAAGAUGGAGCUAGGGUGAAGGGCUUGAAAAAUGGGAGAGUCAUUUAGCAAUGGAAGAUGGUGAAUGCAUAAAGAAAGGCAUUAUUCAAGAUGAUGGUUUGAUGUGUGAAGGAAUGGUCCAGGUAUAUGGAGCAAUACAGAAGUCAUAGGGUAUGAGGCAGAAAUAAAGGGAGUUGGAAAACAAAUGCAUUAUCUGUCCUUUUAUAAAAUGGGCUGGGAGCUGAGCUUGGUGCCCCCAUUUAAAAGGGUCAUCACUGUUUGAUGCUGAAAAGCAUCUGGUGGGAAGGGUGGACUGUGGCAGGGUGAGGACAGGCCACCGAGGGCCCUUUCCAAGCCCCUGGGGCCCUCAGCCAGCAUCUGAUCUGGUCAACUGCUGAAAGCAAGUCUGACAUCAGGGAUGGGGAACCUGUGGUCCUCUGGAAAAUGUUUUGAGACGGAAUUAUUACUAACCACAGAUUUGUGCUUUUAAAUAUUUACUGUAUUUGCUUUCACCUUAUUCUGCAGGAAAACUAAACUGGGGUGGUGCCAAGAAUAAAGUAUUUGAGGGCUGGGGUUAAAAAUCCAAUCUAGCCUGCAGCUGUAGUGAGUUUACCACAAGCUGCCAUUUUGAGUUUAUCACAAGCAAAUAGAAGAACUCUGUCUAUCAAAAACGAUACCUAGGGUGCCAUAUAGGGUUGCCAGACUCAA